Molecule: messenger RNA, 3455 nt
Organism: Syngnathus typhle (broad-nosed pipefish)
Lineage: Eukaryota; Metazoa; Chordata; Actinopteri; Syngnathiformes; Syngnathidae
Product: ubiquitin-protein ligase E3A-like
Exons: 11
Coding region: 219-2888 (889 amino acids)
Biological process (GO): protein polyubiquitination; ubiquitin-dependent protein catabolic process
Molecular function (GO): ubiquitin protein ligase activity
Source: RefSeq, a predicted model, not a curated record
GCGGUGCAUUGUGGGUCGCAGUCCGACAGUGAAGCCGAGCCAAAUAUGGCUGCUAACUCCAGGCAGCGGAAAGAGCCUUUAUAUGCAAGCUUAUGAAUGAAGUUUUUAACAGCAAAUCCUUCUCGCCAGUCGCAACGGUUGCUCCGAUCCAGCUGUGGAUGACUUAACGCGUUUCCUCGCCGCAACUGAAUUACAAACAAGUGAGGUUAAAGUCUCGUAUGAAUCCCGACGAGAAGGAGGACUGUGAGUGUGCGCCACCACAGGCCGACAUUAGCCCAGAAGGAGGAGCUGACAGACAACACGACGAGACUGAAGGAGACAACCCAGAAGCAAGCCGAAUGAAGCGAGCAGCUGCCAAGCAUCUAAUAGAGCGCUAUUACCACCAGUUAACGGAGGGCUGUGGGAAUGAAUUGUGCUCCAACUCAUGGUGUGCCUCGUCUUCCGGCUUCCGCCGCAUGGACAACAAUGCGGCAGCUGUCAAAGCCCUCGAGCUCUACAAGGUUAAUGCGAAACUCUGCGACCCCCACCCCUCCAAGAAAGGUACGGCUUCGGUCUACCUGGAGAAUUCGCCGUGUAGCAAUACCAAGAUGAACCAUAAAGAGGUCCAUUCUGUACGGGACAAUUUCAAAGAUGUGAAUUACCUGACAGAGGAGAAAGUGUACGAGAUUUUGGAUAUCUGCGGUGAGAACGAGGAUUACUCCCCUCUCAUCAGAGUAAUCGGCCGAGUGUUCUCCAGCGCCGAGGUCCUGGUGCAGAGCUUCAGACGGUCGAAUCCUCACACCAAGGAGGAGCUCAAGUCUCUUCAGGAAAAGGACGAGGACAAAGAUGAGGAUGAAAAGGAGGCUGCGGCCUGCUCCACCACAGCCAUGGAAGAGGACUCCUCUUGUUCUUCAUCGCGGCUCGGGGAGGGGUCAUCUGGAGACAACGCUGUCCAAAAGCUGGCCCCCGACGAGGUGACGGUAGACAUUGAAGCGGUGCGCCGAGUGUACGAGCGCCUGCUCUCCAACGAGAAGAUAGAGGCUGCUUUCUUGAACGCACUGGUCUACCUCUCACCCAAUGUGGAGUGUGACCUAACGUACCAUAAUGUGUAUUCCCGUGACCCAAAUUACUUGAACCUGUUUGUCAUAGUGAUGGAGAACAGCAACCUCCACAGCCCGGAGUACUUAGAAAUCGCCCUCCCGCAGUUCUGUAAGGCCAUGAGCAAACUCCCGCUCGCCGCUCAGGCCAAACUGUCGCGACUGUGGGCGCACUACAGCACCGAGCACAUUCGGCGCAUGGUGGAGACCUUCCAGCAGCUCAUCACCUACAAGGUGAUCAGCAACGAGUUCAACAGCCGCAACUUGGUGAAUGACGACGACUCUGUGGUGGGGGCCACCAAGUGCUUGAAGAUCAUCUAUUAUGCAAACGUGCUGGGCGGCGACCUCGAUAGGGAGCACAACGAGGACGAGGAGGAGGAGCCCAACCCGGAGUCGAGCGAGCUCACCCUGCAGGAGCUGUUCGGCGAGGAGAGGCGCAACAAGAAAGGUCCUCGGGUGGACCCGCUGGAGACGGAAUUGUCCAUCCGCACCACUGACUGUCGGCGGCCGCUCAUCCCCUUCGAAGAAUUCGUCAACGAGCCUCUGAACGAGGUGCUUGAGAUGGACAAGGACUACACUUUCUUCAAGGUUGAAACUGAAAACAAGUUCUCCUUCAUGACGUGCCCCUUCAUCCUGAACGCUGUCACCAAGAAUUUGGGCCUCUACUAUGACAACCGCAUCCGCAUGUACAGCGAGCGACGCAUUACUGUGCUGUACAGCUUAGUGCAGGGCCAGCAGCUCAAUCCGUACCUGAGGCUGAAGGUCCGUCGGGACCACAUUAUUGAUGACGCUCUGGUCAGGCUGGAAAUGAUCGCGAUGGAGAAUCCUGCAGACUUGAAGAAGCAGCUGUAUGUGGAGUUUGAAGGGGAGCAAGGUGUCGAUGAAGGAGGCGUUUCCAAAGAGUUCUUUCAGCUGGUGGUUGAGGAGAUCUUCAACCCAGAUAUCGGCAUGUUCACGUAUGAUGAACUCACCAAGAUGUUUUGGUUCAACCCCUCGUCAUUUGAAAACGAGGGCCAGUACACGCUCAUCGGCAUAGUUCUCGGCCUUGCCAUCUACAACAACUGCAUCCUGGACGUUCACUUUCCAAUGGUAGUCUACAGGAAGCUGAUGGGCAAGAAAGGAACCUUCAGGGACCUUGCCGACGCUAACCCUAUUCUGCACCAAAGCCUGAAGGAACUUCUGGGGUAUACCGGAAGUGUCGAGGAAGACAUGAUGAUUACGUUCCAGAUUUCUCAGACGGACCUCUUUGGGAACCCUCUCAUGUAUGACCUAAGGGAAAACGGGGAUAAAAUUCCAGUGACGAAUGAAAACCGAAAGGAGUUUGUAGCUCAGUAUGCGGAGUACAUGCUGAACAAAAGUGUGGAGAAGCAGUUCAAAGCGUUCAGGAGAGGUUUCCACAUGGUCACCAACGAGUCACCGCUCAAGUACCUCUUCAGGCCUGAAGAAAUUGAGCUACUGAUAUGCGGGAGCAGGAAUUUAGACUUCAUGGCACUAGAAGACACAACGGAAUAUGAUGGAGGCUACAAUAGAGAUUCUCGAAUCAUCAAGGACUUCUGGGAGACGUUGCACUCUUUUGGUGAGGAACAGAAGCGCCUCUUCCUUCAGUUCACCACAGGCACUGACAGAGCACCCGUGGGUGGGCUCGGUAAACUGAAGAUGAUUAUUGCCAAGAACGGGCCGGAUACCGAUCGGCUACCAACAUCUCACACUUGCUUUAAUGUGCUACUGCUGCCCGAAUACAGCAGCAAGGAGAAGCUGAGGGAGCGACUGCUGAAAGCCAUAACCUAUGCCAAAGGGUUUGGCAUGCUCUGAGCCCACCCCACCGACAUCCCCUCCCCGGCAUAGUACCACUCUUACACCACCCGCUCCCAACGCACUGCGAAUAGACUUUUUCCCCCAACCCAUUUAGCUCUGCCCUUUUUAAAAAAAAAUAAUAAUAAAAUAAAAAAAAAUAAUGAAUAAAAAUCCGAAGCAAUGUAAGCGACAGCAGGAGAAAAUUCCACUGUGCCUGCAUUAUCAAUGUAAUCUGUCAGUGUAAGCACAGAGAUCUUCUGAUCAAAGUAUUCACAUCCACUUGACAUGGGUGUGCUGCUGCCUCCCCGCUUACCUUUAUAUGUACAGAGAGGAUGAUUUUUCUAUUUAUUUUACGUUUAACCUGCCCCCCCCCCCCCCCCCCCCCCCCUUUAAUGGUGAAACAAAGGUUAUUAAUAUCUGCAGAUGGGACAAACACGUCACCAUCAUCCAGGAUUGUUGAACAAAAAAACUGUCCAGUAGAAUAUUGUAGAAAGUUAAAAAAAACCAAAAAAAAUUAAAAUAGAGUAGCCUUUCCUGGAUUGUGAAUUUUCCCAUUGCGGGAUUAAUAAAGGUUUAUCCCAUUCG